GUGUGUGUGUGUGUGUGUGUGUGUGUGUGUGUGUGUGUGUGUGUGUGUGUGUGUGUGUGUGUGUGUGUGUGUGUGUGUGUGUGUGUGUGUGCGCGCGGCGCUGCGUGGGGGUGUUCGCCUGAUGUCAUUUGGCUGAAAGGGAGGCUGAGCUAACGGUAGGCGCACGGGCUGGAGAGCACAACAAUAACCGUCCAGAUUCGAACCGUCAACGUCUCAUUCGGAGUGAAAUAACGCAGCGUUAAAAGAAAAGAAAGGAAAGUCUCCCCACCGUGGUCCAACGAAGAAGACGACGAAGAGGAGGAGGAGGAGGAGGAGGAGUAGAAGUAGGUGGUGGUGGUGGUGGAGGUGAAGCUGGCUAGCUAACGGUACCAGAUGCUAUUCCAGCGGAGAAGGAGAAGAACGGGCUCGAAUAAGCGGGUGAUGGGUUCUCGUACACCGUCGCUAGAAAACACACGCAAGUGAAGAAGAAGAAGAAGAGGAGGAAGAGGGGGGGUUCUUUGCUUUGCCUUGUCUUCUCCCCGCCUCCUGCCUUGUGUGACAUUGUGUCUGAAAUGCUAGCGCAGUCGCGGUCUCGGCCGUCGAGCAGCCUCUGGGCCGCAGCUCGGCACACCGAGCCCGAAUCUGGGAAGUAAGCUAGCUAGCUAUCCGCUAGCCGCAGCCGUGCCCGAUGCUGCUGCCGCUGCGGCUCCUGCUGCUGCCGCCGCUGCUACACGGAUCCGAGAGGCAACACAAGCAGGGUUCAGGGACUGAGUGAGCCUUUUGUUUGUUGUGUGUUUGUGUGAGUGUGUGUGUGUGUGUGUGUGUGUGUGUUUUUGUUUUUGUUUUUUUUUACACCUUACUGGACUACACCGGGCGUUUGAGAUGUGAUGCUUCUGCUCGUCGUGUUUGAGCCUUGUGUAGCUGGAGGCUCUCGUUCACUUGAGGAGCUAACGUUGCUGCACAAUGCACAGCAGAACCACAACAGCGGGCUCCUGUUGAAGGGGGCGAGGUUAGACUGAUAACAAGCCCACCCUGUGUCUAUCAACACUUUUUUGGUGGGGGGGGUGGGGGGUCACACUUUUGGACAAACGACUGCCACAUUUUUCCCCACUUCAUUCACCUCUUCAUCAGCUGGCGAUAUGGAUAAACUCACGAUCAUUUCAGGGUGCCUGUUUCUGGCAGCGGAUAUCUUUGCAAUAGCCAGCAUUGCAAACCCAGACUGGAUCAACACUGGUGAAUCAGCAGGUGCCCUUACAGUCGGUCUAGUCCGGCAAUGUCAGACCAUCCACGGACGAGACCGGACCUGUAUUCCACCGCGGCUCCCCCCAGAAUGGGUCACCACACUCUUCUUCAUCAUCAUGGGCAUCAUCUCCCUCACAGUCACCUGUGGACUGCUGGUGGCCUCACACUGGCGCCGAGAAGCCACCAAAUACGCCCGCUGGAUUGCCUUUACUGGCAUGAUCCUGUUCUGCAUGGCGGCGCUCAUCUUCCCCAUAGGCUUCUAUAUCAACGAAGUGGGAGGCCAGCCGUACAAGCUGCCCAACAACACGGUGGUCGGCUCCUCGUACGUGCUGUUUGUCCUCUCCAUCUUCUUCACCAUAGUGGGACUUCUCUUUGCAGGCAAAGUUUGCCUCCCAGGCUGAGGACUCGACCGUGCCCGCCUCUGGACUGACACGAGGGGCUCGGAAAAUGUUAUGGGAUUUACAAAAACACAGAAUGACUGAAAAUCAAAAACAACAAACUCUGGCCAGAAGCCUGAUACAGGGAAGUCUUUGAUUAUGUGUCAAGGGACCGCAGCACCGUGGAGUACCUAACAACUAAAAAAAAAAAAAAAAUAAUGAAAACGAACAAAACACUAAAUGGGGGGCACGAAGGGGGGGAGGAGUGUGAGAGAGGGCAGCCGAGGCUGUCUCAGCACCCUGCCACUGUUGAUUUAAAAUAUGGCCGUCUCUCUGUUGUUGUUCUGUUGGGGGAAAAAGGGUGCUUAAUGUGCUGCUGUCAUGGCAACUGCGGCCACAAUGCUGGCGCACAUAUUCUUGAGGACCACUACAGCCGCUCCUCGCCUUGACCCCCGCCCGCCCAGCUGCCCUCAGCACACGUCUGCGCCGUCACGACCGCUCCUGUUGCUAUUUUUGGCUUCUCUUAGCUAUUUCAGUUGUGUGUUUUUAUGUUGUUGUACAUUUUGUGUUCUUUUUUUUUUUCUCUUCUUCUCUUCCACCCCCGCCUCCUUUCCACUGAAGUAGCUUGAGUGUAAUUGAGGUUCACUGAACUGAAUCCUAGAGGGGAACUGGAGGGUUUUCUGCCAGCUUGGCUUUAGAGCAGAGUUUAUUCUCGCCUGUCACUUCACAAGGCCCCAGGUGUGUGGCUGGGGAGAGCAGAUGUGAGCCCAGCUGUGUGGGACAGCUCACAGGCUGCUGUGGACCAGAGGAAAGGUGCAGGUGUGCCGCCUCUUUUUUUUUCUCCGACCAGCUGCAGCUCAGGAGCAGGUAGCGACGAGGGGUGACCUCCCUGUGCAGUGGAACAGGAGGUCAAGUACCAUAAAGGAGAAUGCCACUCAAUGUAAGACCUUGCAUUAUGUUAUUCACAUGGACAGCAACAGAGUAUUAGUGAGCGUAGACGGCUAUUUUGCUAGGCUAAACCCACUGAUACGCGCUGAUAAACAUCCCUUGCCAGUAAUUAGAAGACUGUGAAUUUAGAGAACAAUCAUCUGAACAUAAACACACCUCCUUGUAUUGCUAGUAAUAAUCUUAAUUCUGAUAAGUACAGCCUCAAGAGCCGUGACCUUUUCAAACUUCGCUGUGGAGUUGAGAUGAACUCUUAUAUCACUAAUUAUAGCAGACUGUAUUGACUUUCAUAAAUAGAAACUGAAGUUACCUAAAGUGUGAAAAUAACAUAUGUGAAUGCUGAAAUUUGGUGGUAUUCUCCUUCCAUGUUGGACAGGAAAGAAGGGAGCCAGGAGCAUUUUCUUUCUGUCUUGUUUUGUAUAACAGUGAAGGCACCAGGACUGCAGGUCAGGUCCAUGCAUGGGGGCUGUGCCUCAGUGUGCUGCCCAUGAGGCCCGUGAAUGUAAAACACACACACACACACACACACGUGUACAGCCACUACACUGUCUGUACUGUGUAAAUCUACAUAUUAGGGCUUUAACUAACCAUCAUUGUCUUUUAUAGUCUGGGUUAUUUUCACAAUUAAAUCACUCUAAUUAACCUCAGAAAGUCGUGAAAAUAUGCCCAUUAUUAAGUUUGUAGAGCCCUCGGUGGUGUGUUCAAAUUGCUUAUUUUGGCCGGCGUUUAACUUUAAGAACGCACACAGCAGCGAGGUGUAGAUCAGUGUGAGCUUCAAUUCAAGUCCCACGCCACGCUUUAAUUAGCUCAUCAAAAGUUUUUGGCUGUGUUGCCUCCAUCAAGGUGGAGGUGGUGGGUUUUUUCUGGUUUGGGGCUCAAUCGUGCUCAAAGUUUUGGAACUAUAGUGGCCAUAAUUUGGGGGGAUGUAAACGGGAAGUCCUGUUUUUUUGGCCUAUAUUUUUCACAUUUUGACGAUUAAAAGUCUGCUAAAUCAGCUAUUAUUACCUCUUGCUUGCAAUGUACCCAUUGAUGUACAGACAACUAUCACUGGAUUAUAUGAUACUGAAGAAAACUGUAAAACAUAAUUAUUGUCAGGCAAAUUCUCGAGGAUUAAGUGUCUUUUUUUAUGAUUUCUAAGCAGAUUUACGGUUGUUUAUUCGCAAUGAACAUUUGUGAUAAUUAUUAAAAACCUCUGGUCUGUACAAAGUAGCUUAACACAGCCAUCCCUCAACUUCUCAACUGUCACAAGACCAGUUUAUAAACUCAUAGUAUCACAUAAGAGACAAAGCAAGAUGGCAUAUCUGAUUGCUUAAAGAAUAAAUUGAGGGAUCAAUCGAUUAUGGAAAUAGGAAGAUUCAUUUUACUUAGACUAAUUGUUUGCGCUCUUCCACAGACGCAUAUUAAAAAAACCUGACAUUAUAGGCUUAUAUUUUAUGUUUUUACACAAAUUCUGGCGAGUAUACGACCUACUGACACUCAGAUCUCCUGAAAAGGUGUGUGUGUUUGUGUUAAAUCAAUCACGGAGCUCAGUUGCCAAGUCUUAGUUUUGUUUUUGUUUUGUAUUUCCGUUUUCCCGCUCCGCUUUUCUUACUCUCGGUCUGAUGAUGUAUACUGCUAACUCUACACUCUGCAGUGCCCUGUCUUUGGUUGGUUCAGUAUUGUGCCAUGACCUGUUUUUGUUUAAUAAUGUACAGACACAAAAGGCAGGAUUUCUGUAUUAGGAAGCACUGUGCAUUCAACAGUAUAGGUAACAGAAAUAGAAGCACCACAAAUGUAUAAAAAAAGAGAACUUCUUACCUCAUUGUUUUUGUUUCUGCUAUUAUUUUCUAAUGGUGGCAAUGUGUGCCCUCUAAUUUGUCUCUUGCCUUGAUCGGAUGUCUUCACAUAAAGCCUAUGAUCAUAGGAAAUUAUUUAUCACUGAAUAAAAUGAGAAACAAUG
Dicentrarchus labrax (European seabass) is the source of this 4482-nucleotide messenger RNA. It is a transcript of the gene mosmoa, whose product is annotated as modulator of smoothened a. The transcript is spliced from 3 exons. The coding region runs from base 1119 to 1622 and encodes 167 amino acids. Gene Ontology annotation, biological process: negative regulation of smoothened signaling pathway. Gene Ontology annotation, cellular component: Golgi apparatus; ciliary membrane. Lineage: Eukaryota; Metazoa; Chordata; Actinopteri; Moronidae. The record is from RefSeq and is a predicted model, not a curated record.